Peronospora matthiolae is the source of this 4428-nucleotide messenger RNA. NCBI's taxonomy places the organism in Eukaryota, Oomycota, Peronosporomycetes, Peronosporales, Peronosporaceae. The record is from the annotation of a GenBank genome assembly.
AUGCGUAACUUGGACACUGCCGAGCCUGACCAAGCCAGCUCCGCUCCGGCUGACCACCUUGCCGACCCUGUUGGCUUUUCGGUCGGAUCUGAUGACGCCCCGGCGGACGAUGCCUCUUCUGCCGAUGCUGAUCCUGCCGAUGCUGACGUGGGUAGCGACCCAAUGCGUAACUUGGACACUGCCGAGCCUGACCAAGCCAGCUCCGCUCCGGCUGACCACCUUGCCGACCCUGUUGGCUUUUCGGUCGGAUCUGAUGACGCCCCGGCGGACGAUGCCUCUUCUGCCGAUGCUGAUCCUGCCGAUGCUGACGUGGGUAGCGACCCAAUGCGUAACUUGGACACUGCCGAGCCUGACCAAGCCAGCUCCGCUCCGGCUGACCACCUUGCCGACCCUGUUGGCUUUUCGGUCGGAUCUGAUGACGCCCCGGCGGACGAUGCCUCUUCUGCCGAUGCUGAUCCUGCCGAUGCUGACGUGGGUAGCGACCCAAUGCGUAACUUGGACACUGCCGAGCCUGACCAAGCCAGCUCCGCUCCGGCUGACCACCUUGCCGACCCUGUUGGCUUUUCGGUCGGAUCUGAUGACGCCCCGGCGGACGAUGCCUCUUCUGCCGAUGCUGAUCCUGCCGAUGCUGACGUGGGUAGCGACCCAAUGCGUAACUUGGACACUGCCGAGCCUGACCAAGCCAGCUCCGCUCCGGCUGACCACCUUGCCGACCCUGUUGGCUUUUCGGUCGGAUCUGAUGACGCCCCGGCGGACGAUGCCUCUUCUGCCGAUGCUGAUCCUGCCGAUGCUGACGUGGGUAGCGACCCAAUGCGUAACUUGGACACUGCCGAGCCUGACCAAGCCAGCUCCGCUCCGGCUGACCACCUUGCCGACCCUGUUGGCUUUUCGGUCGGAUCUGAUGACGCCCCGGCGGACGAUGCCUCUUCUGCCGAUGCUGAUCCUGCCGAUGCUGACGUGGGUAGCGACCCAAUGCGUAACUUGGACACAGCCGAGCCUGACCAAGCCAGCCCCGCUCCGGCUGACCACCUCGCCGACCCUGUUGGCUUUUCGGUCGGAUCUGAUGACGCCCCGGCGGACGAUGCCUCUUCUGCCGAUGCUGAUCCUGCCGAUGCUGACGUGGGUAACGACCCAAUGCGUAACUUGGACACUGCCGAGCCUGACCAAGCCAGCUCCGCUCCGGCUGACCACCUUGCCGACCCUGUUGGCUUUUCGGUCGGAUCUGAUGACGCCCCGGCGGACGAUGCCUCUUCUGCCGAUGCUGAUACUGCCGAUGCUGACGUGGGUAGCGACCCAAUGCGUAACUUGGACACUGCCGAGCCUGACCAAGCCAGCUCCGCUCCGGCUGACCACCUUGCCGACCCUGUUGGCUUUUCGGUCGGAUCUGAUGACGCCCCGGCGGACGAUGCCUCUUCUGCCGAUGCUGAUCCUGCCGAUGCUGACGUGGGUAGCGACCCAAUGCGUAACUUGGACACUGCCGAGCCUGACCAAGCCAGCUCCGCUCCGGCUGACCACCUUGCCGACCCUGUUGGCUUUUCGGUCGGAUCUGAUGACGCCCCGGCGGACGAUGCCUCUUCUGCCGAUGCUGAUCCUGCCGAUGCUGACGUGGGUAGCGACCCAAUGCGUAACUUGGACACUGCCGAGCCUGACCAAGCCAGCUCCGCUCCGGCUGACCACCUUGCCGACCCUGUUGGCUUUUCGGUCGGAUCUGAUGACGCCCCGGCGGACGAUGCCUCUUCUGCCGAUGCUGAUCCUGCCGAUGCUGACGUGGGUAGCGACCCAAUGCGUAACUUGGACACUGCCGAGCCUGACCAAGCCAGCUCCGCUCCGGCUGACCACCUUGCCGACCCUGUUGGCUUUUCGGUCGGAUCUGAUGACGCCCCGGCGGACGAUGCCUCUUCUGCCGAUGCUGAUCCUGCCGAUGCUGACGUGGGUAGCGACCCAAUGCGUAACUUGGACACUGCCGAGCCUGACCAAGCCAGCUCCGCUCCGGCUGACCACCUUGCCGACCCUGUUGGCUUUUCGGUCGGAUCUGAUGACGCCCCGGCGGACGAUGCCUCUUCUGCCGAUGCUGAUCCUGCCGAUGCUGACGUGGGUAGCGACCCAAUGCGUAACUUGGACACUGCCGAGCCUGACCAAGCCAGCUCCGCUCCGGCUGACCACCUUGCCGACCCUGUUGGCUUUUCGGUCGGAUCUGAUGACGCCCCGGCGGACGAUGCCUCUUCUGCCGAUGCUGAUCCUGCCGAUGCUGACGUGGGUAGCGACCCAAUGCGUAACUUGGACACUGCCGAGCCUGACCAAGCCAGCUCCGCUCCGGCUGACCACCUUGCCGACCCUGUUGGCUUUUCGGUCGGAUCUGAUGACGCCCCGGCGGACGAUGCCUCUUCUGCCGAUGCUGAUCCUGCCGAUGCUGACGUGGGUAGCGACCCAAUGCGUAACUUGGACACUGCCGAGCCUGACCAAGCCAGCUCCGCUCCGGCUGACCACCUUGCCGACCCUGUUGGCUUUUCGGUCGGAUCUGAUGACGCCCCGGCGGACGAUGCCUCUUCUGCCGAUGCUGAUCCUGCCGAUGCUGACGUGGGUAGCGACCCAAUGCGUAACUUGGACACUGCCGAGCCUGACCAAGCCAGCUCCGCUCCGGCUGACCACCUUGCCGACCCUGUUGGCUUUUCGGUCGGAUCUGAUGACGCCCCGGCGGACGAUGCCUCUUCUGCCGAUGCUGAUCCUGCCGAUGCUGACGUGGGUAGCGACCCAAUGCGUAACUUGGACACUGCCGAGCCUGACCAAGCCAGCUCCGCUCCGGCUGACCACCUCGCCGACCCUGUUGGCUUUUCGGUCGGAUCUGAUGACGCCCCGGCGGACGAUGCCUCUUCUGCCGAUGCUGAUCCUGCCGAUGCUGACGUGGGUAGCGACCCAAUGCGUAACUUGGACACUGCCGAGCCUGACCAAGCCAGCUCCGCUCCGGCUGACCACCUUGCCGACCCUGUUGGCUUUUCGGUCGGAUCUGAUGACGCCCCGGCGGACGAUGCCUCUUCUGCCGAUGCUGAUCCUGCCGAUGCUGACGUGGGUAGCGACCCAAUGCGUAACUUGGACACUGCCGAGCCUGACCAAGCCAGCUCCGCUCCGGCUGACCACCUUGCCGACCCUGUUGGCUUUUCGGUCGGAUCUGAUGACGCCCCGGCGGACGAUGCCUCUUCUGCCGAUGCUGAUCCUGCCGAUGCUGACGUGGGUAGCGACCCAAUGCGUAACUUGGACACUGCCGAGCCUGACCAAGCCAGCUCCGCUCCGGCUGACCACCUUGCCGACCCUGUUGGCUGUUCGGUCGGAUCUGAUGACGCCCCGGCGGACGAUGCCUCUUCUGCCGAUGCUGAUCCUGCCGAUGCUGACGUGGGUAGCGACCCAAUGCGUAACUUGGACACUGCCGAGCCUGACCAAGCCAGCUCCGCUCCGGCUGACCACCUCGCCGACCCUGUUGGCUUUUCGGUCGGAUCUGAUGACGCCCCGGCGGACGAUGCCUCUUCUGCCGAUGCUGAUCCUGCCGAUGCUGACGUGGGUAGCGACCCAAUGCGUAACUUGGACACUGCCGAGCCUGACCAAGCCAGCUCCGCUCCGGCUGACCACCUUGCCGACCCUGUUGGCUUUUCGGUCGGAUCUGAUGACGCCCCGGCGGACGAUGCCUCUUCUGCCGAUGCUGAUCCUGCCGAUGCUGACGUGGGUAGCGACCCAAUGCGUAACUUGGACACUGCCGAGCCUGACCAAGCCAGCUCCGCUCCGGCUGACCACCUUGCCGACCCUGUUGGCUUUUCGGUCGGAUCUGAUGACGCCCCGGCGGACGAUGCCUCUUCUGCCGAUGCUGAUCCUGCCGAUGCUGACGUGGGUAGCGACCCAAUGCGUAACUUGGACACUGCCGAGCCUGACCAAGCCAGCUCCGCUCCGGCUGACCACCUCGCCGACCCUGUUGGCUUUUCGGUCGGAUCUGAUGACGCCCCGGCGGACGAUGCCUCUUCUGCCGAUGCUGAUCCUGCCGAUGCUGACGUGGGUAGCGACCCAAUGCGUAACUUGGACACUGCCGAGCCUGACCAAGCCAGCUCCGCUCCGGCUGACCACCUUGCCGACCCUGUUGGCUUUUCGGUCGGAUCUGAUGACGCCCCGGCGGACGAUGCCUCUUCUGCCGAUGCUGAUCCUGCCGAUGCUGACGUGGGUAGCGACCCAAUGCGUAACUUGGACACUGCCGAGCCUGACCAAGCCAGCUCCGCUCCGGCUGACCACCUUGCCGACCCUGUUGGCUUUUCGGUCGGAUCUGAUGACGCCCCGGCGGACGAUGCCUCUUCUGCCGAUGCUGAUCCUGCCGAUGCUGACGUGGGUAGCGACCCAAUGCGUAACUUGGACACUGCCGAGCCUGACCAAGCCAGCUCCCGCUCCGGCUGA